This is a messenger RNA of Rattus rattus (black rat), 1493 nucleotides long. RefSeq names its product acid phosphatase 5, tartrate resistant (gene Acp5). Bases 204 to 1187 code for a protein of 327 amino acids. The record is from RefSeq and is a predicted model, not a curated record. The transcript has 5 exons. Gene Ontology annotation, molecular function: ferrous iron binding; acid phosphatase activity; ferric iron binding. Lineage: Eukaryota; Metazoa; Chordata; Mammalia; Rodentia; Muridae. Gene Ontology annotation, biological process: bone resorption.
CUCUCACGGGGGAGGGGUCUCUGUCUGUUGAGGCCACCCCACUUCCUUCCUGUUCUCGUCUACUGAGAGGUGCGAGCGGGGAUUCCAUAGCGAGCCCUUCGCUGGGUGACCCGGGGUGAGUCGCCGACCCUCUCUGAGCCUUUUUGCAAAGCACGGAACCAGGGAUUCCGGAUCCGCGCUGGCAGGGACGGGAGAGAUUGGUGAUGGAUGCGUGGAUGGUGCUGCUGGGCCUGCAAAUCCUGCUGCUCCCACUCCUGGCUCACUGUACAGCCCCAGCUUCUACCCUGAGAUUCGUGGCUGUGGGUGACUGGGGAGGGGUCCCCAAUGCCCCAUUCCACACAGCCCGGGAAAUGGCCAAUGCUAAAGAAAUCGCCAGAACCGUGCAGCUUAUGGGCGCUGACUUCAUCAUGUCCCUGGGGGACAACUUCUACUUCACUGGAGUGCAUGACGCCAAUGACAAGAGGUUCCAGGAGACCUUUGAGGACGUGUUCUCUGACCGUGCCCUCCGCAACAUCCCCUGGUACGUGCUGGCUGGAAACCACGAUCACCUUGGCAAUGUCUCGGCACAAAUUGCCUACUCCAAGAUCUCCAAGCGCUGGAACUUCCCCAGCCCUUAUUACCGUUUGCGUUUCAAAGUUCCGCGGUCGAACAUCACCGUGGCCAUCUUUAUGCUGGACACCGUGAUGCUGUGUGGCAAUUCCGACGACUUUGUUAGCCAGCAGCCCGAAAUGCCCCGAGACCUGGGAGUGGCCCGCACUCAGCUGUCCUGGCUCAAGAAACAGUUGGCAGCAGCCAAGGAGGACUAUGUUUUGGUGGCCGGUCACUACCCCAUCUGGUCCAUCGCUGAGCACGGACCCACCCGCUGCCUGGUCAAGAACUUGAGGCCAUUGUUGGCCACAUACGGGGUCACCGCCUACCUGUGUGGGCAUGACCACAACCUGCAGUAUCUUCAGGAUGAGAACGGUGUGGGCUAUGUGCUGAGCGGGGCCGGCAACUUCAUGGACCCUUCCGUGCGACAUCAACGAAAGGUCCCCAACGGCUACCUACGCUUUCACUACGGAUCUGAGGACUCUCUGGGUGGCUUCACAUACGUGGAGAUAGGCUCCAAAGAAAUGAGCAUCACGUAUGUGGAAGCCUCUGGAAAAUCACUCUUCAAGACCAGCCUCCCCAGGCGACCCAGACCCUGAACACCUACAAGGGUCCUGCUUAUCCCCUAAUGGGUCUGAGGGAGGAGCCUCUGCAAGCGUGAUGGGUGGGCCCUGUGAGGACCUCACCCACCGGCAGCUUUUUCUCUGCCCUGGUACUCUGGCAGAGUGGGAAGGGGAACCACAGAGGCUUACAUACAGGAAAGAAGUACGCUCACACCAACUGGCCCCCACAGCCAGGCUUACCCCUGUGGUUUUGGGGUAGAGCUUUCUUGGGAGUGGGGCUUUCUUUUAAAUCAAGCAUCUCACUGUCACUGCUAUUCAAUAAAACAAUAGUUGACAAGGCUG